CCUCCAUUCUUCCAUUUUAUAUCGCCUCAAAUAAAAAAAGAAGAAGAGGAUAAAUUCUACAGUAAAAUAAUAAUUCUUGUUGGUUUUCCAUGGAAAUCCCUCCAAAGAAACCUCACUUUUUCAAACCUAUUCUGCCUGGUUUCAAGAAUGGCCUUAAAGUACCUAUUGGUUUCUUGAAGUAUUUGAAGGGACAUGGCCAUGUUGAACAUGUUGUACUGAAAAGGGCAGGCAAGAAGUGGUUAGUGAAGCUGAACGGACGACGAUUCGAAGAUGGUUGGGAAAAGUUUGCAGAGGAACAUGAUUUGCAGUUGGGAAAUAUGUUGAUUUUCAGACAUGAAGGAGACAUGGAUUUUCAUGUUUCCAUAUUUGAUUCAACUCAUUGUGACACAGAAUAUGCAGAGUAUUUGCAAGAAAAAAAGAUAGAAAAACCGAAGCCCAACGUCAUGUCAUCAAACAAGGCUGGUCCCAGUAUUGUAGAAACUGUUAAGGGCUUGCAUCUCAGUCACUCUCAAUUUGUUUGUACCAUGAAAUCAUAUAACCUUGCAAAGAGUUUUCUGUGUGUUCCAAGACCAUUUGCACAGUUAAACGGUCUCAGGAACAGAAGAUGUACGAUAAUGAUAAAUGACAAGCAAAGGUCAUGGACGUUUAGUCUAUAUUCCCUUGGUAAUAUCACCUACAUUGGAGGUGGAUGGCGUAACUUCUGUGUUGCAAAUUGCUUAAAGGAAGGAGAUCGCCUAAUGUUUGAGAUAGUCAUCAAUGGGGAGAAGCCUAUGUUGAAGUUUCGAGAUCCGAGAGGAAAUUUGUCACUCCAUCCAAAAGGAAAGACGACUAAUUUGGGAACUGAUAAAGUUUCCACUCAAGUAGAUCCAAAAGGAAAUGAGUCACUCCAGCCCGAAAGAAAGAAGACUAAUUUGGAUACUUAUAAAGUUUCCACUCGAGAAAAAACAAAUCCCAAAGCAUCACGCAAGGUUUUUCCCAAUGUAGAAGUUGUUACGAACAUGCCUCAUUUCAUUUGUACCAUGAAAUCCUAUUAUCUUUCUAAGAAUUUUCUGCCAUUUCCAAAUCCAUUUGCACGGUUAAACGGUCUCAGGAACAGGAAAUGUACAAUAAUGAUAAGAGACGAGCAAGGGUCAUGGAUGUUUAGUCUAUAUUCGAGUGGCAGACACACGUACAUUGGAGGCAGAUGGCGUGACUUCUGUGCUGCAAAUUGCUUAAAGGAAGGAGAUCGUCUAAUGUUUGAGAUAGUCUCCAAUGAAAAGAAGCCUAUAUUGAAGUUUCGAGAUAUGCGAGGAAACACAUCACUUCAGACCGAAGGAAAGAAAACUAAUCUUGAUGCUACUACAAGAAUUUCCAAUCAAGGCCUCAAGAUUGAAAACUCGGAUAUACUUGGAUGACCAUAUAAGUUAUUAACUCGACUAGUACUUCCGUUGUGAUUAUUUCCUUACUUCCCUUUGUUUUCGCGAUCUUCCUCUUUCUAUUUUAAUAGUGAAAGUAUUGCUAUGCACGCUAUGAAAGCGUUCUGAGAUUCUUGAAAAUGUAUUUCAAUAACUUUAAUUUUGCUAUGAACGAAAUUAUGCAGGUAAAUAUUCUGAAAAAGUUAAUGAAGUAAUUGGUGAUGGACAGACAAGGGAAACGACCAUGCAGAAUAUGAUGUUUUUGGAUCUAUAUGUUAUAUGUAGUAAAUAUAUGUUCCUCUCUUGUUAUAAUGCUUCUAUCUGUUAUUAAUGUUUUCGUUUUCAUACGUAGUUUCUAUUGCCUGAAUUUCUAAAAAUACUAGACGUGAAUUUCACCGUUUUA
Capsicum annuum is the source of this 1797-nucleotide messenger RNA. Its product is annotated as B3 domain-containing protein REM10. The record is from RefSeq and is a predicted model, not a curated record. The coding region runs from base 90 to 1394 and encodes 434 amino acids. Lineage: Eukaryota; Viridiplantae; Streptophyta; Magnoliopsida; Solanales; Solanaceae. The transcript is spliced from 10 exons. Gene Ontology annotation, molecular function: DNA binding.